Messenger RNA from Calliphora vicina (urban bluebottle blowfly), 776 nucleotides. RefSeq names its product malignant T-cell-amplified sequence 1 homolog (gene MCTS1). The transcript has 4 exons. The coding region runs from base 98 to 646 and encodes 182 amino acids. Gene Ontology annotation, biological process: formation of translation preinitiation complex. NCBI's taxonomy places the organism in Eukaryota, Metazoa, Arthropoda, Insecta, Diptera, Calliphoridae. Gene Ontology annotation, molecular function: RNA binding. The record is from RefSeq and is a predicted model, not a curated record.
GAUAGUGUCAUCGCCAACUUGCCACCUCUACUAUUAACGCAUAUUUUUUGCAUUUACAACUCUUUAUUAGUUAUUUUUUUAUAUUACUGCCGUCAAAAUGUUUAAAAAAUUUGAAGAGAAAGAAAGUGUAUCGUCCGUUCAACAAUUGAAGUCAUCUGUGCAAAAAGGAAUACGUGCAAAAUUGUUGGAAACCUAUCCCUUGUUGGAGACUCACAUUGAUGCAAUUUUACCCAAAAAGGAUACAUACCGCAUAGCAAAAUGUCAUGACCACAUCGAAUUACUUUUGAAUGGUGCCGGUGAACAGGUAUUUUUCCGUCAUCGUGAUGGCCAAUGGAUGCCAACACUGAAAUUAUUGCACAAAUUCCCCUUCUUCGUAAACAUGCAGCAGGUGGAUAAAGGUGCCAUACGUUUUGUUCUUAGCGGUGCUAAUAUUAUGUGUCCUGGUUUAACCUCACCCGGAGCCAUGAUGACACCGGCCGAAAAGAAUACCAUUGUUGCCAUUAUGGCCGAGGGUAAAGAGCAUGCUUUAGCUAUUGGUAUUACAACAUUGUCUACGGAGGAUAUUGCUAAAAUCAACAAAGGUAUUGGUGUGGAAAAUUGCCAUUAUUUGAAUGAUGGUUUGUGGAAAAUGAAGCAUAUUAAGUAAAUUCGACUAGUCCUAUUGUAGCAAACAAUCUCUUUAUUAAGAAUAUUAACUGCAUUUUAUAUGUACAAAUAAAAUAAAAAAAAAAUAUAUUAUGAUGUCACAUUCAGAUUAUGUAUAAACUGCAAUAUAA